AUGUUGUGCACGAGCUUUGAUGCACUCAAGCCGCUUCUUUUUAAUUUACCCUCGGUGCAGCAGCAUCUUCAAAGCAUCGUUGAUGGUCACGCCACACUCAGCGAGCGCCUCACACAGCUGACGACAGAGAAUGGUGCGCCAAAUGAGAUUGCCAGCAUUAGUCGGCGCCUCGCCAAGGUGGCAGCCCUGACCGAAGUGAUCCACGCUCGCGAUAAGGCCCUUGAGGCCAUUGCUGAGCUCCAAGACAUGCUGAAAACGGAAGAAGACUCGGAGCUGCGUGAACUAGCUGCAAGUGAUUUGGCGCAAGAACAGACACAGCUGCAAGAAUUGGAACAGGAGCUUCUUCAGGCCUUGGUCCCCGAAGACACGGCAGACGAAGCCAGUGCUGUGGUCGAGCUGCGGGCUGGAACCGGGGGCCGUGAGGCGGCCCUCUUUGCCCAUGACCUGAAGUUAAUGUAUCAGGGCUUGGCUCAGCAACAGCGUUGGUCCUUCAAGGUGCUGGAUGAGCAAGCCACUGACGACGGCGGUCUACGUGAGGCCUCGCUGAGCAUAUCCGGCAGCGGCGUUUUUGGUAUGCUCAAGUUUGAGAGCGGAGUGCAUCGUGUGCAGCGCAUUCCCACAACCGAAACGGCUGGGCGCAUCCACACAAGCACCGCCACCGUGGCCGUUUUGCCCGAGCCCACUGAUGUUGAGGUAGAAGUCUUGGACAAGGACAUCCAUGUUGAGACCUAUCGUGCCGGUGGUGCGGGUGGACAGCAUGUCAACACCACGGAUAGUGCCGUGCGCUUAACCCAUCUACCGACGGGCACUGUGGUUGCCUGCCAAACGGAGAGGAGUCAGCACAAGCUUGAGCACAUCGUAUCCACCCGCGUUGCCAUUGAUCAAUGCGUGCUGUUUAAUCGGGUGCAUCACCUCGUUCAGAAUAAAGCAGCAGCCAUGAAGGUGCUCAAAGCCCGUAUUUUUGCUCAAGUGCGUGCCAAGCAAGAAGAAGAGCGUCGGGCCGCUCGGCGCGAGCAGAUUUCCACCACGCCCGGCGAGCGCUCAGACCGAAUUCGAACCUAUAACAUGCCUCAAGAUCGUGUGACAGAUCAUCGAAUCAAGGCAUCCUUGAACAACGUCGAAACGCUGCUCAAGGGCAUUUCGUUGCCUGAACUGAUUGUGCAGUUGCAGCAAUUUGACAACAGCCAGCGACUGGCUGAUCUAUUUGGCGAUGAAGUCCAUCUCUCAUCUUCAGGCUCGGAGAGCAAUUGA
This is a messenger RNA of Monosiga brevicollis MX1, 1251 nucleotides long. RefSeq lists its product as uncharacterized. The coding region runs from base 1 to 1251 and encodes 416 amino acids. The record is from RefSeq and is a predicted model, not a curated record. The transcript is spliced from 10 exons. Gene Ontology annotation, molecular function: translation release factor activity. Lineage: Eukaryota; Choanoflagellata; Craspedida; Salpingoecidae. Gene Ontology annotation, biological process: translational termination.